Molecule: messenger RNA, 2473 nt
Organism: Apis laboriosa (Himalayan honeybee)
Lineage: Eukaryota; Metazoa; Arthropoda; Insecta; Hymenoptera; Apidae
Exons: 6
Coding region: 591-1292 (233 amino acids)
Source: RefSeq, a predicted model, not a curated record
UAUUCAAAUUUUUCUUUUUCAAUUACGAAAAUAAUUGAGACGGCCUAACCUCUAAUUUAAAUAACUCAAAUUUAUUCAUAACUUAACUCGUUACCUUGUGUCUGUACUUUAUCGAGUUAAUUUAUUCACCAAAAACAAAGUUUCCUAAAUAACCUAAAUAAUUUAAAUUCAUUCACAGUUUACUUUAAUCUAUUUACCAAAAACAAGCUUUUUCGUUAAGAGUUUGCAAAACGUUGUUAAAAAAAAAAAGCACUGAUUUCAACCUAUGCGAGCAGCCAAGCAGGAUGUACUUGCUAACCAUUAAAGUUGAAACCAAUUGAAGGUUGGCGAUGGUCGGGGCGAGAAAAAGUGUCACCUAAUUAACGUGAGCGGCAGCACCGUCGCUAAUCGGUGAGUAGGUCCAAACCUCUAAAUAGGAUUACUUAUUAAUGACCAACGAUUUGCUGGCUACCAAGAGAAGUAAUGGACUCGUUCCUUUGAUAAUUGUCAACCUCGUGGCAAGGAAAUAGAGAAGUGUACAGUUGUAUUGCAGCUCGUCCCUUUUUACGAAUUCAUCGAUGGUACGGACGAAAGUCUAACAAAUUGAAUCAAUGGCAGAAGCGGGCACAAAUCUUAUGGGCAAAUUUACACAAAGUGUUCGAAGAAUCGUCCAAGAUGUAAAGGAUGAAGGAACAUCGAGUGGACAAACUAAGGAAGAGGUGAUUGAAACGAACGAGAGACUAAGAAUCGUGAGGAUACGCCUCGAUGGAAGUUACGAGAUUGCGAAACGUGCCCUCGUUGAACUUAUGUGCAAAUAUACCGACAGCAAGCAAGUACGCAACGUGUUUCAACGUUACAACCUCUUAAAACUAAUGAUUAAGGAUGUGAUCAAGUUGGAGACCCAAUAUUGGACUCUGGUGGAUAUACCGAAGCAGGAGAAACAGGAGACCGUGCCUGCCUUUGUCCUGCGCGCCUGUUCCAUUAUGGAGAAGACCCACAAAAGCGGGGAAGGUGUGAAGACUUCGGCCCGACUGGCCGAAGAAGCUGAAACCAAGAGAGAACGCAUUGAAAGACUCGAGAGUAUGACAACAGCCCAAAUCGAAGCAGAGAACACGCAAAUGACUAACGACCUUUAUAGAUUAUUGAAAAAAUAUACAGGACUGAGAAAUCUCAUCCGAGAUUUAAAGGAGGAGUACAAUAGCUCAAAAGUGUAUCCAAUCUUUCCUCGUUAUCCAAUCCUAAAGGACAUGAUCAAGGAUAUAAUGCACAACCCAGACUAUAUGGAGGUCUGUCACGAGGUGGAUCAAGCAUAGCGGCCAGACCCCCUCCACCGUUCUCCACGUAUGACCUUGUAAAUUUCAAGGUCUUAGCGUGGACGUUGGUGAAGGGGGUGAACCGGAAACGAGCCUGGACAUGGCUUACUUCAUCCAUGGUGAACUAUAUUCGCCAUAUGCCAAUUCUGUAAAUUUCUUUCACAUCUUGAUAAUAUCCUCUUUAUGGACAUUUAUACACAUAUCUGUGUUUGUUGCACGCUGAUCAAAAUGAUAAUUUAUCAUAUCGUUAUAUUAUUUAUUUGAUUGUGUACUGAUACAAAAAUUUAUGAGGAAUCACAUAUACAUAUAUCACGUGUUAUAUAUUAUUUUCAAAUUAAUUUGAAUAUUCUAUUUAUAGUUUGUGAAUGUGAGUAUGUGAAUUAAAAAAAUAAUAAUAGAGAAUGUUGUGUGAAGACAGAAGUAAAAGGAGAGAUUUUAUUAACAAGUUUAUAUAAUUGCGAAGGGAAGAUUCUUUUGAAGCAUGUUGGAAUGAUGCUUUUAGUGUAAUCGAGUCGUGUUUUGUCGUGUAUUCGAAAUCAUCAGAGAUCUGUUACUUGCCGACGAUGUUAGCGAACGAAUUUGAAUCCAAUGGUGAAAUCCAUUAAUUACACUGUCAAAUAAUUCACAAAAUUUCAAUUCAAAGGAAAGAUGGAUCUGUUGGUAUUUUCAAAAAUUUUGAAAAAAAUAUUUAUAUUUUCCAAAUUACCUAUUUCAAAUAUUCUUAUUUACCACACACUGUCAAAGAGUAAACAAGCAAUAUUACACAGCAUAAAAAAUAAAAAGAAAAAGAAAAAAAAUAAAAAAAAACACCAAGUAAUAAAAUGAGAAAUAAUUCCAACACACAAAGAAGAAAUAAAAAUUGAUCAUCAUAGUUUGUUAAUUCCAAUCGGAAUAGCCGCUUGCACGUUGAAACACAAAAAAAAUACGAGAUUACACCUUCGCGUUUCACGCGACGAGAAUGGUGUACAAUUUUUAUUAAGGCAGCUAAAAAUGUCGCUCAUCACAGGAAAAAAAUCCUGCAAAUGUUAGAUAAGAUACGCCCUCCCCAUCGUUGACUGUUUGUGCGAGUGUCUUUGUGUGAACAAAUUAUACCAUAUCGUAUGCUCGUGGGUAUGCUUAUUUGGAAUAGAAGAGAAGAAAUUGUUUAACCUGUUAACCGGAAUUAUUAUUCAUCCAAAAUC